GGUACUGGGUAACCUGGGAGUGGCUCCAGUCCACAACAGACACACAAUGGAUAGACAGACAGGCUUGAUACAAUAUUACCACUGCUUGGUCGGCCUUUUGAUACUGUAGCUCGUAGGAAAUCGAUAACAUGGUUUAGUGACUGUAAAAUAUUGCCAUUGCAGUGUGUCUUCAGUGGCCAAUGUUGCUAUAGCGAGGUUGCUAACGUCGUUAGCUAGCUUUGCUAACAGCAGGGGUAUUGUUUUGCCGAAAUCUCUAGCUGGCUAGCCUACCUCCACGUUAGCGAGUAGUAACACCUGAGGGAAAACUGCUUUAAUACUACGAGAUAGCUGCCUUUCAAAGAAUAUGGAAACCACUUUUGAUGUAAAUCAUCUUUUCCCUGAAACGAUUACAGUUUUGGACCAUAAUCUAAUUGCAGGUGGAACAUCGCUGGGAAGGUCAGAUCCUCAACCCCAAAUUGCAGCAGUCAUUGAUGAACUUGGAAGAGCCUCAGCCAAGGCCCAAUACUUGACAGCCCCAAUCACAAGUGCAUCCAAGCUGCAGACCAACAAGCACCAUCUCUACCUGCUGAAGGACGGAGAAAGCAAUGGAGGAAGGGGACUUGCGGUGGGGUUUCUGAAGGUUGGCUAUAAGAAGUUAUUUCUGCUUGACCAGCAGGGGGCGCAUGUCGAGACAGAGCCUCUGUGUGUCUUGGAUUUCUUUGUUAAAGAGAACCUUCAGAGGCACGGCUACGGACUGGAGCUGUUUAGCUUUAUGCUGCAGCACAAAAAGGUGGAGCCAGUGCUGAUGGCUUACGACAGGCCCUCCCCUAAGUUCCUCUCUUUUCUGGAGAAGCAUUACUGUCUGAAAAACAGUGUACCUCAGGUCAAUAACUUUGUGGUGUUUGACGGUUUCUUCGCCAAAAGAUCAGCGGCCCAGUUGAGAAAGGUUCCCCCCAAAAAGCCGGACGGAGAGAUCAAGCCCUACUCACUGAUGGAGAGAGAAGCUGUGCGAGAGGAGCAGAGGGCUCUUCCCUGGCCUUUGUGUCGUCACGCGGCUCCACCCCUUUCUCCCCCAUUGUCGGUAUCCUCCCCUUGCUCCCCAAGCAGGGGCCGCCAGCGUCCCGAUCCGGCCCUGGCCCCGGCACCUGCCCCUGGGGGCAACAGGGGCCCGAACCCCCACCCCCCACUCAUCAACAGCCUCAACUGCAGGGCAAAGCGCACCAGCCAACAGGGCCUGGUUGCCAGGGACAACCUCUACAGCCGCCACGUCAACACCCGGGGAUUUGGGCUGUUGUUGGCGCCACAGCCGAACACCUUCAAACUGCCAGGUUUGAGACCAGUGUUGAGAGACAGAGAGACUGACAUAGGAGGACAGAGAGAGCCACUGGGACACAGAGACAGGAAGGAGCCAAUCCCAGCCCAGAACACCAUGAUGACCACCAGAGAACCAGACAGACAGGCCGAGACGGAGACCAGGCUGCUGGAGAAGGGGCGCCGGAUGGGGGUAGGGGGAGAGCCCUGGCCAGGGAGGGGUGGAGGAGAAGGAGGUGGGCCUCUGGAGGUGGCUGAGAGGGACAUAGGUAGAGGAGGAAGGUCCUGGGGAGGAGGACCCCUGGAGGUGGCUGAGAAGGGACCAUCGGAGGCUGAGAGGAACAUGGGGACAGGAGGGUGGUCGUGGACGCUGGGAAAGAGCUGCUGUAACACAGCCCAGUGGGCCAGGCAGGAGUAUAGAAACACCAGACCCUGGUGACGCAACAUGGACAGACGGACAAACAGACUGAUGAUUAGGGAUCAAGAGAAACGGGGGGAGUGGGGAGAAAAGAGAUGAGAGAAGAAAGCCACAGAUGAAGAGAAUAGAGAGAUAAGAGAGAAGAAAGCCAAUCCUCUUCCACUUCCCUUCAUCCCUCUUUCCGGAUCACUAAUUAGUGGUUGUAUGUUUAUAACAAGACAGAAUGAGUGAGGGGUUUGGUUGGAACGCAACAACAGUCAGCCAGAUGUCUCUUAUCACUGAGUGUUUGGAUCUGUCCCAAAUGGCACCCUAUUCCCUAUGUAGUGCACUACUUUCUACCAGAGCCCUAUUCCCUAUGUAGUGCACUACUUUCUACCAGAGCCCUAUUCCCUAUGUAGUGCACUACUUUCUACCAGAGCCCUAUUCCCUAUGUAGUGCACUACUUUCUACCAGAGCCCUAUUCCCUAUGUAGUGCACUACUUUCUACCAGAGCCCUAUUCCCUAUGUAGUGCACUACUUUCUACCAGAGCCCAGGUCAUAGGGUGCCAUUUGGGAUGGACAUAGACAGCGUGAGAGUGUACCGUGAUGGGUUACAGCACAAUGUUCAGAAUGUAGCAGUGAAUGGUAAAGCUUUACAGACCUCCUAAAUCUGCAAAGGCAAUGGAGACAUGCUUGAAAUUCCAUUAGACUUGAGUUUACCAGACAUAUUUUAUGCCACUUUAAUUCAUUUUGUUUUAAACUAUUUCAUUCAAAUGUAUUUUCAUUUUUUUUAAAUCUGAAGAUAAAGUAUUAUGCUAUGAAUGUCAAUGUUUUUUUCUAUAAAUAAAUUGGCUACACAGACGAUCAC
Messenger RNA from Salvelinus fontinalis (brook trout), 2555 nucleotides. Its product is annotated as alpha-tubulin N-acetyltransferase 1-like. Gene Ontology annotation, biological process: alpha-tubulin acetylation. The coding region runs from base 344 to 1729 and encodes 461 amino acids. The transcript is spliced from 12 exons. NCBI's taxonomy places the organism in Eukaryota, Metazoa, Chordata, Actinopteri, Salmoniformes, Salmonidae. Gene Ontology annotation, molecular function: tubulin N-acetyltransferase activity. The record is from RefSeq and is a predicted model, not a curated record. Gene Ontology annotation, cellular component: microtubule.